AGCCCGACAGUGUGUGUGUGCGCGUGUGCGUGCGUGUAUGUGUGUGUGUACGGAGCUGCAGCUCCACAGCCUCAUUCCCUUCCUGUCCCAAGACCAUGAAGUCCUUUGUGUGGCCGCUGCCUUUGGCUCUGGCUCUGGCCCUGACCCUGGGGGAGACCCUCGCAGGGCCAGCCAAGUCUCCCUACCAGCUUGUACUCCAACACAGCCGGCUCCGAGGCAGGCAGCACGGCCCCAAUGUCUGUGCUGUGCAGAAGCUUAUUGGAACCAACAGGAAGUACUUCACGAAUUGUAAACAGUGGUACCAGAGGAAAAUCUGCGGAAAAUCCACAAUCAUCAGCUAUGAAUGUUGUCCUGGAUAUGAGAAGGUCCCUGGAGAAAAAGGCUGCCCUGCGGCACUGCCUCUCUCAAACAUUUAUGAGACCUUGGGUAUUGUUGGAUCUACCACCACUCAACUCUACACUGACAGGACUGAGAAACUGAGACCCGAGAUGGAAGGCCCAGGGAGUUUCACAAUCUUUGCUCCCAGCAAUGAGGCCUGGGCUGCUCUGUCUGCUGAAGUUCUGGAUUCCUUGGUCAGCAAUGUCAAUGUUGAACUACUCAAUGCACUUCGAUACCACAUGGUAGACCGACGAGUCCUGACUGAUGAGUUGAAACACGGAACAACACUCACCUCUAUGUACCAGAACUCAGACAUCCAUAUCCAUCAUUACCCCAAUGGGAUCGUUACUGUCAACUGUGCUCGGUUGCUGAAAGCAGACCACCAUGCUACCAAUGGUGUGGUCCACCUCAUAGACAAGGUCAUUUCCACCACUACCAACAGCAUUCAACAGUUCAUUGAGAUUGAAGAUACAUUUGAAACCCUUCGGGCUGCUGUGGCUGCUUCAGGCCUUAACACUCUGCUAGAAAGUGAUGGUCAAUUCACUUUCUUAGCCCCAACCAAUGAAGCAUUUAAGAAGAUCCCUCCAGACACCCUGAACCGUAUUCUGGGUGAUCCUGAUGCACUGAAAGAUCUGUUAAACAACCACAUCCUGAAAACGGCCAUGUGUGCUGAAGCCAUCAUUGCAGGACUGUCCAUGGAGACUCUGGGGGGCAACACCCUGGAGGUGGGUUGUAAUGGUGAUGUGCUCACCAUUGAUGGGAAGGCCAUCAUUUCAAACAAGGACAACUUGGCAACCAAUGGAGUGAUCCAUUAUGUGGAUGAGCUACUGAUCCCAGAUUCAGCUAAGACUCUAUUUGAAUUGGCUGCUGAGUCUGAUGUUUCAACGUCUAUUGACCUUUAUAGACAAGCUGGCCUUGGUUCUCAUCUCUCUGGAACAGAACGCUUGACCCUACUUGCCCCUCUGAAUUCUGUAUUCAAAGAUGGUGUCCCUUAUGUAGAUGCCAACAUGAAGAAUUUGCUUCUGAAUCACAUUGUUAAAGAUCAGCUGUCCUCCAAGUAUCUGUACCAUGGACAGACCCUGGACACUCUGGGUGGCAAGAAACUGAGAGUUUUUGUUUAUCGUAACAGCCUGUGUAUUGAGAACAGCUGCAUUGCAGCCCAUGACAAGAGGGGAAGAUUUGGCACCCUGUUUACUGUGGACCGGAUGUUGACACCACCAAUGGGGACUAUCAUGGAUGUUCUUAAAGUUGACAAUCGUUUCAGCAUGCUGGUGGCUGCCAUUCAAACUGCAGGUCUGACAGAAACCCUCAACCGAGAAGGUUCCUACACCAUCUUUGCUCCAACAAAUGAAGCCUUCCAGGCCCUGCCACCAGGGGAGCUGAAUAAACUUAUGGGAAAUGCUAAGGAACUUGCCAACAUUUUAAAAUACCAUGUUGGGGAUGAGAUCUUGGUCAGUGGUGCCAUUGGGGCCCUGGUGAGGUUAAAGUCUCUACAAGGUGAUAAACUGGAAAUCAGCUCGAAAAAUGCUGCUGUAAGUGUCAACAAAGAACCUGUUGCAGAAAAUGACAUCAUGGCCACCAAUGGGGUGAUCUAUGCUAUCAAGAGUGUUUUACAACCUCCAGCCAAUAGACCUCAGGAUCGAGGAGAUGAGCUUGCAGACUCUGCCCUAGAAAUCUUCAGACAAGCAUCUGUUUUUUCUAAGACUUCCCAGAGAUCUAUACGAUUAGCUCCAGUCUACCAGCAGUUGUUGGAGAGGAUGAAACAUUAAGCCAAAGGACCUUUGGAGGAAUGUGUCAUGACAAUUCCCAGCCACAAACAACAUUGGUUUGCAGAAGAAACUGAUCUCACAAUUCAUUUUCCAGGGAUUGCCUCUAAAACAGGGUGGCCCCAGAGUUACCACUGAUCUGGGGAGGAUGUGGGUAGUGGGGGGCAUAUAUUUCAUGGCCACAAGCACACUUACAUGCCAAGUCUUUAACAUCGCUGUGUGAUUCACAUUUUAAAAUGAAAAGUCCAAAACACAUAGUCGGUCAAAAACAAAACAAAGCAAAACAUCCUGAGUGUUCUUUCUGAGAAGUAUAAUAGCAGUUUGGGAGAACUCACCCAAUGUCCUGUGUGCCCUGUCUGACUAGAACACUGGUAGCAGCCAUGUUUUUGAACUGGGCUCCAUCAUCACUGCAUUUAGAGUUCAGUAUUCUGAAAGCCUGUUUCAAUUGGAAAAACUGCAUUAUAUAAGCUAUGGUUUGAAUGGUUCUGUUCUUUGUGUUCUGUGUCUCCUAGGGUUUGAGCAUUUCUGUGUUAUUAUCCCCAGGAUGUAAAGAAGGGGUGGGUCUGUGUAGUGUAUGGACGUGAAUUUCCCUGGAAGACGUAUGGCAAUGGCACAAUUUGUAAUAAUAAAACAAAAGAAAA
This is a messenger RNA of Dromiciops gliroides (monito del monte), 2785 nucleotides long. It is a transcript of the gene TGFBI, whose product is annotated as transforming growth factor beta induced. Gene Ontology annotation, cellular component: extracellular matrix. NCBI's taxonomy places the organism in Eukaryota, Metazoa, Chordata, Mammalia, Microbiotheria, Microbiotheriidae. Gene Ontology annotation, biological process: extracellular matrix organization; cell adhesion. The transcript has 17 exons. Gene Ontology annotation, molecular function: cell adhesion molecule binding. The record is from RefSeq and is a predicted model, not a curated record. The coding region runs from base 96 to 2147 and encodes 683 amino acids.